UGUAGUUUCAACGCUAUCUCUAGAACAUUCUGAUUAACCACAGAAGAAGCAGAGAGCUAAGCAGACGAAGAUGUCGUGGCAGACUUACGUCGACGACCACUUGAUGUGCGAUCUCGGGGACGAGCAGCGCCUCACCGCCGCCGCAAUUAUCGGCCAAGACGGUAGCGUCUGGGCUCAGAGCGCAAAUUUCCCUCAGUUGAAGCCUGAGGAAAUCGAAGGCAUCAACAAAGACUUAUCUGAACCUGGAUCACUUGCUCCAACGGGAUUGUUCAUCAAUGGCGCAAAGUACAUGGUAAUCCAAGGAGAGCCAAACGCUGUGAUUCGAGGAAAGAAGGGAGCUGGUGGUGUUACCAUUAAGAAGACCACCCAAGCCUUAGUCUUUGGUAUCUAUGAGGAACCAGUGACUCCUGGACAGUGCAAUAUGGUUGUGGAGAGGCUCGGUGACUACCUCAUUGAAUCAGGGCUCUGAAAUCUAAGCUGAUGUUGCUCAUAUUAUAUUCUAGUUAAACUAUGAGAGAAAAUCUAUUUAUAUAUGCUGAAUGUGAUGAAUCAUUUAAAAGUCAGGCUGCAUUUUACUACCUACCAUGUGAUGAAUUGUAUGAUUCUUAAACUAUUGUCUUCAUGUGUCAGAGUUGAAAUUUUUAAUGAAUGGUAGUAUGGUACCCCAUUA
Messenger RNA from Brassica oleracea var. oleracea, 670 nucleotides. RefSeq names its product profilin-5-like. The record is from RefSeq and is a predicted model, not a curated record. Gene Ontology annotation, cellular component: cell cortex. Lineage: Eukaryota; Viridiplantae; Streptophyta; Magnoliopsida; Brassicales; Brassicaceae. The transcript is spliced from 3 exons. Gene Ontology annotation, molecular function: actin monomer binding. The coding region runs from base 71 to 469 and encodes 132 amino acids.